This is a messenger RNA of Pocillopora damicornis (cauliflower coral), 2759 nucleotides long. Its product is annotated as BTB/POZ domain-containing protein 6. NCBI's taxonomy places the organism in Eukaryota, Metazoa, Cnidaria, Anthozoa, Scleractinia, Pocilloporidae. Gene Ontology annotation, cellular component: cytosol. Gene Ontology annotation, biological process: neurogenesis. Gene Ontology annotation, molecular function: protein binding. The record is from RefSeq and is a predicted model, not a curated record.
ACAUCUAACUAAACACAAUUCGCUACGUACAAAUUACGCGUUUUUCUCUUUUCAAUAUAUAUUUCUUUACUAAUUUAUUUAUCACUAUGGACUUGGCGAGUGACAUUCAAACCGAUGAUUGGCAAUCAACAAGGGAAACCGUGCGGGAGCGGAACAAGUACAUGUUCUUAAAUCCUACGAUCAGCGAUGUGAGCUUUGUUGUUGAAGAUUCCACCAAAGAUCACGGCACAAAAAUUGCUCUACCAGCACACAAGUAUGUGCUUGCGAUCAGUAGCCCUGUUUUCUUUGCUAUGUUUCAUGGUGGCAUAGCAGAACAAGGAAACAGAAUCGAACUUCCUGAUUGUAACUCUGAGUGCUUGACCGAGUUUCUUCGAUUCAUCUAUUACGACGAACUGCAUCUCACGGCAAAUUCUGUGCUCGGUGUUAUGUAUUUAGCAAAGAAAUAUUUAGUGUUGUCGCUGAUGCGGCAAUGUGGCCGUUUUCUCGAAGAAAGGAUCGAUCCGAACAAUGUUUUCGAGACGUUGACCCAGGCACGACAGUUUAGAGAGGAAGAAUUAGAGAAGAGAUGUUGGUUUAUUGUUGAUCUCAACACCAAACAGUGUCUGGAAUCACCUAGUUUUCUGGAACUUGAUGAAGCAGUGAUUAAGUCUUUACUACGCAGGGAAACUUUAAAGAUCGAGGAGUCAGAGUUAUUUGAUUAUACCUUGCGCUGGGCGAAGAAGCAGUGUGAGCUGAAUGGGUUGAACACUUCUGGGGCAAAUAUAAGGAAAGCACUUGGCGAAACUCUGUACUUUCUUCGUUUUCCAGUCAUGUCGCAAAAGAAAUUUGCAGAAGAAGUCGUUCCUCAAGAUGUUUUAAGCGACCGAGAGGCUCUCAAUAUAUUUCUACAUUUCAGCGCCACAAACACCAAACCAGACGUAGUUUUCCCUUGCGUUCCACGCAGCGGAAGGCCGAUGCGACGAUGUGCCCGAUAUUCAGAAGCACCUUCACCACACCACUGGUACAGACCUCCAAGUAAUGGUACAGGACGACGUGAAGAGACAGUUUCAUUCACUGUCAAUUCAGAAUCCCCAAUUUACAUUGCCGGUGGGCGUGUCUUCACCCGCACUUUUGGUUUGUCAGAUGUGGAAAGUCGCAGAGAUAAAGUGCAAUUGUGGAUAAGGGAAGAAAAUUCUCAGCAAAAGGCUCUUGGAUUUACUGAGGGAGAGUUUCUGGCAGAUAACAAUGGAGUUUACAAUGGUGAUGGCAUUGACGUCAAAUUCAAAACUGCUGUACUUGUCAAGAGUGGGGUGAGGUACUCCUUAGAGUGUGUGAUCUUUUUCAGUCAGAGUGUGACGUCCAACAAGCACUCCCCUCACAAGGAAGUAGUAGUUGAACAGACUAGGUUUAAAUUUGAAAAUUCGUAUCAUGGAUCACACCUCACUGAGGUCUUGUUCUACACCCCUUGGAUUACACAAUAGCUGAAAAUAUUUUUCUUUAUGAGCUAAGACCCCUUUAUUUUGAGAUGUAAGCAAUAAAUUGACCCUGAGCUCAGCACUCAUUUGAUUUGAAAUAACAGGGGUCGUUUCAGACCAAAUACAGCCAUUUUGAAAUUAGGCAGUUAUUUCAUUGAUCCAGCACUGAGCUGCUUUGUAAAAAAGUGGAAGCAGAAAUAAGGAAAGGGAAGUUUUAAAGAAAAAGUUGUAAAAAUCACCACUCAAUUCCUUCUUUGUCUUUCAUUUUCCUUUAAUUUGAUUGAUUUCAAGAAGUGGAACCUGUUAAUAACAGAAAUAAAGGUAAAGAAAAUAAAUAAAGAAUUUUUCUAAAUAGAGCCAGGCAUAAUUUUAGAGAGCCUUCAGAGAAAAGUUCUAUAACUUACAUUUCCACCUUAGAUUUAGAAAAACUCUGAAUACUGUUAUAUUAUAAAGGAAAAGGGGUAGAAGGUGUAUGUCAUAAAUGUAUUUUGUUUCAUUUUAUCAGUUAAGUCUUUUUUAUUCAAAGCCUACAUCUUGACCUUUUUUAGAGGCUAAGGCAGUGCGCAUAGCAGAUCGAUACAGUCCAACCUCUAUUAUCUGCACCUCAAUUAUCUGAACUCUCUUCUCUGGUCCAAUUUUUUAAUAUCAAUUAUAAAAAAUAACCACAUGUGAGAUCUGUUGCAAAUUUUUUUCCAUGAAAUGUACCAGCUGUACUAAAACAUUGUUGACACUAAUCCAUUAAUGCAGCUUUACAGGCUGUGGCUGCUUGAAACAAACUGAUUUAGGUCAACUUUUUAGGUUGUAACAUUUUGUCAUGGUAAAAUGUUUUAAAUAUUAUUUAAGACAAUUUUUGUGAAGGUGCACAAUGAUUGGAGGAUGUUUUUCAAUUCUUGUAAAAAAUUGAUUGAUUGAUGCCUAUUUAGUAUUGUAUUUUUGGCUCAUCAACAUUUAUAUUUUUAAUUGUCUGGACUGUUUAUUAUCUGGAGCAUUCAGCCCAGUCUCCACUAGUCAAGAUAAUCAAGGUUCAAUUGUAGUAUGUUCUUUUCCAGCAUACUAUCUCAGUUUGUAUUAUAUACUGUCUUAAAAGCUGUUCUGUCCCAUGAUAAUCUGAGAUGAUCUUUAAUCAGUCCUAGCAAGCUGUGCUAUAGCCUUUCUGAUUUGAGUAAAAAUAAAUUACAUAUUUUUGAGCCACAAGAUUAGUAAUCAUGCACCUGUUGACAGAUGCUUUAUUUUUCUCAAAUGAAUAUUGAAAUGUAUGGAAGAGAUGUGAAUAUUUUAACUUAAUAUAUCUAAUUGAUGGCUAGA